Messenger RNA from Oikopleura dioica, 747 nucleotides. NCBI's taxonomy places the organism in Eukaryota, Metazoa, Chordata, Appendicularia, Copelata, Oikopleuridae. The record is from the annotation of a GenBank genome assembly.
AUGUCCCCCCUACAACCGCCCGGUCGGCUUCAAGCAUCCAAAAGACAAAUUCCAACAUCAAGCUCCAGCUCAGUCGUUCAACAAUCAAGCAACCCAAACCAGCAACUUCGAAGAGUGGCCGGAAUUCCCUCGCACUCAUCUCAGCCCGUAUUACUGCCCUCAAACAGAUUACUCAGUCGCGAGCCAUCUCAAGAUUCAAACAAUGGAAGUUCAAACUCCGAUCUUGAGCCCUCGCGAGUUCUGGCCGAGUUUGUUGGAGGUCUCGGACCCGGUCAGGUCGCCGGUCGUCAGGCUCUUGGAGCCGGGUCCCUGGGAGAGUUACACCUCACCAUUCAGGAGCGACAGAAUGCCUUUGUUGUAAAUGUGAAUCAAGCGCGUGCACUCAAAUCCCCAAGAAAUACAAAAAGUCUUCCCGCUGCGUAUGUAAAACUGUAUCUGAUGUUUGGCGCGCGACGCGUCGCCAAGCAAGGAAUCCCAAAAGCUUCGAAAAGUCUGUCUCCACAGUUUCACCAGGUCUGUCUGUUCGACCAGAAUGAAUCCUUCGACGCUCUCCAGGCGAUUGUAUGGGGCGAUUACGGGCCACUCGAUAAAAAGGCGUUCAUUGGAGUUGCUCAAAUUCAGUUGAGUUCCUUGGAUUACUCAAGCUCUUCGAUUUCUGGUUGGUACAGAUUGUUUCCCUCGUCGAGCAUUGUUAAUCCUUCUUUGUCAGGAACUGGUAGCCAGCUCUCAAUCGACACAAUUGGCUGA